Molecule: messenger RNA, 1122 nt
Organism: Suricata suricatta (meerkat)
Lineage: Eukaryota; Metazoa; Chordata; Mammalia; Carnivora; Herpestidae
Gene: NCBP2
Product: nuclear cap binding protein subunit 2
Exons: 5
Coding region: 105-599 (164 amino acids)
Biological process (GO): mRNA cis splicing, via spliceosome
Cellular component (GO): nuclear cap binding complex
Molecular function (GO): RNA cap binding
Source: RefSeq, a predicted model, not a curated record
GGGAUACUCAUCUUCUGCGGCCGCUUCCGUACGUUUCCGCUUCCGCCACCGCCACCGCCGCGUUGAUCCCAGAGUGGCGGCGUCUUUGACCCAAUCUCCGAACUAUGUCCGGCGGCCUUCUGAAGGCGCUGCGCAGCGACUCCUACGUGGAGCUGAGCCAGUACCGGGACCAGCACUUCCGGGGGGACAAUGAAGAACAGGAAAAAUUGCUGAAGAAGAGCUGUACAUUGUAUGUUGGAAAUCUUUCCUUUUACACAACUGAAGAACAAAUCUAUGAACUUUUCAGCAAAAGUGGUGACAUAAAGAAAAUCAUCAUGGGCCUGGAUAAGAUGAAGAAAACCGCAUGCGGAUUCUGCUUUGUGGAAUACUAUUCAAGAGCAGAUGCGGAAAAUGCCAUGAGGUACAUAAACGGAACGCGUCUGGAUGACCGGAUCAUCCGCACAGACUGGGACGCAGGCUUCAAGGAGGGCAGGCAGUAUGGCCGUGGGCGGUCCGGGGGCCAGGUACGAGAUGAGUAUCGGCAGGACUAUGACGCUGGGAGAGGCGGCUACGGAAAACUGGCCCAAAACCACAAUAGAGUUUGUGAAAGUUGGGGAUGAAGGACCUAUUAAUAUGAACAUCUUUCACAUCACAGUAAGUAUAGGUGCUCUCAAGUUCAAGUUGAUUAUUUGGAUUAAGAGCUAUAACUAGUUGUAUUGCAGAUGCAUACCUCUUACUCUUCAUUUGAAAAAUUUCUUUUACACUGUAGUUUCAAUUAAUGUAACUCAGAUUUCUGCAGGCCUUAAAAACCAGCCAGUGGUUUUGAAUUGUUGAACCAAGUUAUCAUUGUCUCUGCCCAUUACCUCACCUAUUUUGAGUAUGUGCAGAAUUCAUGUCCAUUUUGACUUGACAGUUACCUAAAAGGGUUGGCCACUGCGAGCUUACACUUUUCAUAAAUGAGCUUUGUCGCGAUGAGUAGCACUCUGAAAAACUACUUACAUUCAGUACAAGAGAACACACGUUUAUAAAGGCAUUUAGUUUAUUUUUCAAAAAAAUAUUUUUGCUAGAAGGUUUGAGUAAUUUUACAUGAUCACAAUCUUUAAAUAAAUUCUUUCUCUGACCAAAAGGUACCAUUUAAGUGAA